GAACAGUCUUGAGCUUCGUCAUGGGAGCUGUGGUAGCUGACGAUGGUCCAUCUGGUGUUAAAGCCCCCGAUGGAGGCUGGGGCUGGGCUGUCCUUUUUGGCUGCUUUAUCAUCACAGGAUUCUCCUAUGCCUUUCCUAAGGCAGUUAGCGUCUUCUUUAAAGAACUUAUCCGGGAAUUUGGCAUUGGAUAUAGUGACACUGCAUGGAUUUCCUCCAUUCUGUUGGCCAUGCUUUAUGGAACAGGUCCACUCUGUAGUGUAUGUGUCAAUCGCUUUGGCUGUCGCCCUGUCAUGCUGGUGGGUGGCCUUUUUGCCUCAGUGGGGAUGGUGAUAGCCUCCUUCUGCACAAGCAUCGUUCAGAUCUAUCUAACCGCAGGUGUGAUUACUGGUUUGGGUCUGGCACUAAACUUUCAGCCUUCACUCAUCAUGUUAAACCGUUACUUUGACAAACGCCGGCCCUUAGCCAAUGGGCUAUCUGCUGCUGGGAGUCCAGUGUUUCUUUGUGCUCUCUCACCAUUAGGGCAGAUACUACAACAUGAGUAUGGUUGGAGAGGAGGAUUUCUUAUACUGGGUGGGAUGCUGCUCAACUGCUGUGUAUGUGGAGCAUUAAUGAGACCUUUGGAGCCACCUAAAACGUCUGAAGCUACCCAAGAGCCAGCUGAGAAGAAAGUGAAGAAAAAACUUCUGGAUUUCAGUGUGUUUAAAGAUGGUGGUUUUGUAAUCUACACGCUAGCAGCAUCUAUCAUGGUGCUUGGCCUCUUUGUUCCCCCAGUUUUUGUUGUGAGUUAUGCCAAGGAUUUAGGGUAUCAAGACACCAAAGCCGCUUUUCUUCUGACUAUUCUGGGAUUCAUUGAUAUCUUUGCUCGACCUAUUUGUGGAAUGGUAGCUGGUCUUAAAUGGGUUAGACCACGCUGUGUCUACCUCUUCAGUUUUGCUAUGAUUUUCAAUGGCUUUACAGAUCUCAUGGGUUCUAUGUCUGUUGAUUAUGGUGGCCUGGUGGUCUUUUGCAUUUUCUUUGGCAUUUCUUAUGGAAUGGUAGGUGCUCUUCAGUUUGAAGUUCUCAUGGCUAUUGUUGGUACUCAGAAGUUCUCCAGUGCUAUUGGUUUGGUGCUCCUGGCAGAAGCUAUGGCUGUUCUAAUUGGUCCACCAUCAGCGGGAAAACUCUUGGAUGCAACAGGGAGGUACAUGUUUGUUUUUAUUAUUGCUGGAAUUGAAGUUACCACCUCAGCACUUGUAUUGGCCUUGGGAAAUUUCUUCUGCAUUAAGAAAAAAACAGAAGAACCACACACAAAAGAAGCAGCAGCAGAAAGAGAAGAAUUAAACAAAUCUGAAGACAAAACUCCUGAAGAUGCCAAGGUGGACUCUAUUGAAGUGGAGCAGUUUCUGAAAGAUGAGCCUGAAAAAAAUGGUGAAGUUGUAACUAACCCAGAAACGUGUGUGUGAGCCUGACAUGAAACCAACAAAGCGUUUAGAAAAGAAAGCUUUUCAACACUAUUUAUUUUAGAAAUAGACCUAGUUUAGGGCUGGGCCAUCUGCUUUAUUAACUGGAGGCCGGUCAGGUCAUCAGGUCUCUCUGGAAGCUGAUUAGCUAGACAACCUUUUAUUGGAAAAUUAGCUUUAAAAGUGAAAGGUGGAGCAUUGUGGUUAUACUUUUUAUGUAAACUAAAAAGCUUUUAUAAACACAAGUAGAGUCUUGCUAUGCAUCACCAGAAACUGCUUACUUGGAAGAGAUAUAGGAAGACUAUAUUUCAAGAAAAGUGGAAUUUAAUAUAUGUUUUCAGACAGUAUUGGUGGAAUCGCUGUGUUGUGCGGCUAAAUAGAAUUUCCCUUUCUGUGUUCUUUGUGAAGUGGAAAGAGUUUGAGAUGGAGAAAAAUCUCAGGAACUUAAAGGUCUCCAUUAGGUUUUUGAAUUUCUUAUUUUUUUAGCUUUUUAGAGUAAUUGGCCUAGCCCUAAUUUAAUUUUGAUAAUAACUGUUACUUUGAUUUAUGCAAAUGUAUUUCUGAGUUUUGUCUAAACCUGUAAUCUUUGUACUUAUCACCUGGAAAUACUGUAUGUGGAAAGGCAAAUUACAGAUACUGUCCUCAGCAGAUCACACAAGUGGUAUUCUAAGGGAGUACUAAAAGAAAAUAAAAUGAGCCGAAUCGAUC
Messenger RNA from Opisthocomus hoazin, 2147 nucleotides. The record is from RefSeq and is a predicted model, not a curated record. Lineage: Eukaryota; Metazoa; Chordata; Aves; Opisthocomiformes; Opisthocomidae.